This is a messenger RNA of Salmo salar (Atlantic salmon), 1191 nucleotides long. NCBI's taxonomy places the organism in Eukaryota, Metazoa, Chordata, Actinopteri, Salmoniformes, Salmonidae. The record is from RefSeq and is a predicted model, not a curated record.
AUGGAUUAUGGGAUGCUGGAAGAGUUUGUUACCAUGGUCACAGAGAUGCUGGUCCUGGAGUUGUAUUGCUCCAAGCCCAUCACAGACCUCCAGACCAUUCAGCCACACCUGGACAGGAUACAGACCCUCACACAUCUCUGGGGGACACGGACUGAUGAUGGAGAUUUAUCAGACUCCAACUUCCUGAGUCUGAUUCAAACCCUGCUAAAAGACCCAGAUGAGAUGGAACACUUCUUUCAGGCUGCAUUCCUGCUCAGUGAUGUCCCCUCUGUUCUGGAGGAAUGUGUUGAGUCCAUGUCUCACCCUCAGCAGCUGAAAACCCUACUUCAGUAUCACAGAGACCUCGGCCAGCUGGACAACCAUGAUACUCUGUCUUCCACCGACGGGGACUGCAUUCUCUCUGCUCUCUGUCUCCCUCCUGUAGAAAGGGUGGUGAUUGCAACAGAACAGACAGAGUCAGAAACACCAGUAUCAUCCUUGAAUGUCUUCAUGGAUACAUUCACCAAAGAGUUGGAGGUGGACUCUGCAACAUUGACAGAGUACACAGAGAUGGAACCGGGGACAAGUAUGGAUGUAGUAGAAAGAGAGGAGAGGGUGGAAUGUGAGAGAAACAACAAACUAUCUAUAGAGUUUGCUGACCUUGUGGACCAUGAGGACAUGGAGGUUCAUGCCGGUAAUGAAGAAGAGAAGGUUGUGUGGAUUGGACCAGUAAAAGAUGAGACGGAAGAUAUUGUUGAAGAGGUGGACUCCAGGUACGAAACAGUGAUGGUUAUUGGGGCAGAUGGGGUGGCGCAGACUUAUGAAGAUGUAAGUGUCAAAAGGAAGAGAUCUUUCAGAAAGCCUAAAAUAAAGACACAUAAAGCCAGGGGAAGUCAUGGAGAACAAAUUACAAGCAGAGACGUGUCUGAUGCGAUCAUAUCCUCCAUGCUUCACAAGCCUUUAGUGAAGCUACAAAGGAUUGACACUACUAACCUGAUGUUGCCCUGUAGACCAGUUAGACAAAACAGGGGGCGUAAGAUGAAAACAUUGCUAGCACGAGAAUGUAAACAAACCGAAACAGAACUGACUGAAGAAAAAAAUAUUAAAGAGCAGUGCAGACAUGACGCGGCACCAGAAAAUACACACAGGGGAGCGCCCAUUUCCGUAUCUCCAGUGUAGGAAGUGCUUCCAGUGCCAUUUUGAUCUGACGAG